Messenger RNA from Vitis vinifera (wine grape), 8113 nucleotides. RefSeq names its product acetyl-CoA carboxylase 1. The record is from RefSeq and is a predicted model, not a curated record. Gene Ontology annotation, molecular function: ATP binding; acetyl-CoA carboxylase activity; metal ion binding. Gene Ontology annotation, biological process: fatty acid biosynthetic process. Lineage: Eukaryota; Viridiplantae; Streptophyta; Magnoliopsida; Vitales; Vitaceae. Bases 892 to 7692 code for a protein of 2266 amino acids. The transcript is spliced from 32 exons.
UGAAUUAAAAAGGUAAAGCCAAGGAAGUGAUGGGAGAGAGGCAAGUGUGGCAUGGAGGGACCUAACCUUCAACCACAAACUGGAACCAAACCAUUGGAAUUAAUAUCCCCUUUUUAUUAAUCAUGGUAACCACCAUUGCUGCCUACUCGCAACUCAUUAAAUUGGAUGAGAGGCCAUGUGUCCCCACAAAAUUGUGUGAUUAUGAUAUAUAAUAAGGUGGAGAAUUUGAAUGAUUAACCUGAUCAGCUAGCGCAGUGCUCACAGACAAAUAAGAAUAUGAAUGGGAAUGGUUGGUCGACGACACCCCCACCAAACCCCACAGUCAAAACUCGCCAGCCCCAGAAAAAAUCGUCACAUGACGUGGCCAUUCCGAAUUGGGGGGUUUAGAAGAGAUUUAUAUGGGGAGGAAGAAGGAAGAAGGAAGGAGGAAGGAGGAAGGAGAGAGGGAAAAAUUGAUUGAUUAGAUUGAGUUGGUUGGGUGCAUGGAUGCCAUAGAUUGGAGAGUUGCAAAAGAGGGUAGCUGGUAACUACUCCUUCAGAGAAAUAGCGGUGUGGGUCUGGGCAGGUAUCACCACGUGCUGCUCUCAUUAAAACAGUUACAUAGCUAAGCUCUCAUACCCCAACCCAAAGCCCCCCAAACUCUCUCUAUCUCUGCAUUUCUCACUGCUCCAUUCUUCCUUCUUUUGAUUCACCUGUAAUGCUUCCGACCUACAUAUCCAAUUGAACAAAUCCGUUUCUGGUUUCCCUGAUUUCAGCUCCCUGUUACGGUCUGUUGCCCAACCUCUCUCUCUCUCUCUUUUCUUCCUUAUUUGCUGAUUUGAGUAAUUGAAUAUGGUGUUUGAAGUUGAUCCGACUGUUUGGGUGUAGUUUUGGGUUGGGUUUUGUCCCAGGAUGUCAGAAGUUCAAAGAGGAUAUCCGAUGGCUGGUCUUGGCCGGGGGAAUGGUUUAAUAGAUGGAGUAACACUAAGGACCCCAUCUACAUCAUCUCAAAUUGAUGAAUUCUGCCGGGCUCUUGGUGGGACAAGGCCAAUACAUAGCAUUUUAAUUUCAAACAAUGGAAUGGCUGCUGUCAAGUUUAUCCGCAGUGUCAGGACAUGGGCAUACGAAACAUUUGGUACUGAGAAGGCAAUCUCAUUGGUGGCCAUGGCUACUCCUGAGGACAUGAGAAUAAAUGCUGAGCAUAUUAGAAUGGCUGAUCAGUUUGUGGAAGUUCCUGGUGGGACUAACAAUAAUAACUAUGCCAAUGUGCAACUCAUUGUAGAGAUGGCAGAGAUAACACAUGUUGAUGCAGUUUGGCCUGGUUGGGGCCAUGCAUCUGAGAACCCUGAGCUGCCAGAUGCUCUGAAUGCUAAGGGGAUUGUAUUUCUUGGACCCCCUGCAACAUCUAUGGGGGCACUUGGAGAUAAGAUUGGUUCAUCAUUGAUUGCUCAAGCAGCAGAUGUACCCACCCUUCCAUGGAGUGGUUCACAUGUUAGGAUUCCUUCUGAAAGUUGCUUGGUUACUAUCCCAGAUGAAGUGUAUCGGGAGGCAUGUGUUUAUACUACAGAGGAAGCAAUUGCUAGUUGUCAGGUUGUGGGUUACCCUGCCAUGAUCAAGGCAUCUUGGGGUGGAGGUGGCAAAGGCAUAAGAAAGGUUCAUAAUGAUGAUGAAGUCAAGGCUUUGUUCAAGCAAGUUCAAGGUGAAGUUCCUGGCUCCCCCAUAUUCACGAUGAAGGUUGCUUCCCAGAGUCGCCAUUUAGAAGUUCAGUUACUAUGUGAUCAGCAUGGCAAUGUUGCAGCCCUGCAUAGCCGUGAUUGCAGUGUUCAAAGGCGUCAUCAAAAGAUUAUCGAGGAAGGUCCAAUUACUGUAGCUCCUCACGAGACUGUGAAAAAGCUGGAGCAGGCAGCGAGAAGGUUAGCCAAAUGUGUGAAUUAUGUUGGAGCAGCUACUGUUGAGUAUUUGUACAGUAUGGAAACUGGCGAGUACUAUUUCCUAGAGCUCAAUCCUCGAUUACAGGUGGAGCACCCUGUCACGGAGUGGAUAGCAGAAGUAAAUCUGCCAGCAGCCCAAGUUGCAGUAGGAAUGGGGAUUCCUCUCUGGCAAAUUCCUGAAAUAAGGAGAUUCUAUGGAAUGGAACAUGGCGGAGGAUAUGAUGCUUGGAGGAGAACAUCAGUUGUUGCUACCCCUUUUGAUUUUGACAAAGCAGAGUCUAUAAGACCAAAAGGCCACUGUGUGGCUGUCCGUGUAACAAGUGAGGACCCAGAUGAUGGUUUUAAGCCCACUAGCGGGAAAGUACAGGAGCUGAGUUUUAAAAGCAAGCCAAAUGUGUGGGCAUACUUCUCUGUUAAGUCUGGAGGAGGGAUUCACGAGUUCUCAGAUUCUCAAUUUGGACAUGUUUUUGCAUUUGGAGAAUCCAGAGCCUUAGCUAUUGCAACUAUGGUUCUUGGAUUGAAGGAAAUUCAAAUUCGAGGAGAAAUUCGUUCAAAUGUUGAUUACACAAUAGAUCUUUUACAUGCUUCUGAUUACAGAGAGAAUAAAAUCCACACCGGUUGGUUGGACAGUAGAAUUGCUAUGAGGGUUAGAGCAGAAAGGCCGCCUUGGUAUCUUUCUGUGGUUGGAGGGGCUCUUUACAAAGCAUCUGCUAGCAGUGCAGCAAUGGUUUCAGAUUAUGUCGGUUAUCUUGAAAAGGGGCAAAUCCCUCCCAAGCAUAUAUCUCUUGUCAACUCUCAAGUUUCUUUGAACAUCGAAGGAAGCAAGUACACAAUUGACAUGGUAAGGGGAGGACCAGGAAGCUAUAGACUCAGGAUGAAUGAGUCGGAGAUAGAAUCAGAGAUACACACAUUACGUGAUGGUGGUUUAUUGAUGCAGUUGGAUGGAAACAGUCAUAUUAUCUAUGCCGAGGAAGAAGCAGCUGGAACUCGCCUUCUCAUUGGUGGAAGGACUUGCUUGCUUCAGAAUGAUCAUGAUCCAUCUAAGUUAGUCGCAGAGACACCAUGCAAGCUGCUACGGUACUUAAUCUCGGAUAAUAGUCAUGUUGAUGCUGACACACCGUAUGCAGAGGUUGAGGUUAUGAAGAUGUGUAUGCCACUUCUUUCGCCUGCUUCUGGAAUUAUUCAAUUUAAGAUGUCUGAAGGUCAAGCAAUGCAGGCUGGUGAGCUUAUAGCAAGACUUGAUCUAGAUGAUCCUUCUGCUGUAAGGAAAGCAGAGCCUUUCCAUGGGAGCUUUCCAAUUUUAGGGCCUCCCACUGUUAUUUCUGGGAAAGUUCAUCAGAGAUGUGCGGCAAGCAUAAAUGCAGCUCGGAUGAUCCUUGCAGGCUACGAUCACAAUAUUGAUGAAGUGGUGCAAAACUUGUUGAGUUGUCUUGAUAGUCCUGAACUCCCUUUCCUUCAGUGGCAAGAGUGCUUGGCUGUUUUGGCAACCCGCCUUCCCAAAGAUCUCCGAAAUGAAUUGGAAUCAAAAUAUAAGGAGUUUGAAGGGAUAUCGAGCUCCCAGAAUGUUGAGUUCCCUGCCAAAUUGUUGCGGGGUGUUCUUGAUGCGCAUCUAUGCUCCUGUCCUGAUAAAGAAAAAGGAGCCCAAGAAAGACUUGUUGAGCCUUUGAUGAGUCUUGUGAAGUCCUAUGAAGGUGGAAGAGAGAGUCAUGCCCGCAUUAUUGUCCAGUCUCUCUUUGAAGAGUACCUAUCUAUUGAAGAACUAUUUAGCGAUAACAUCCAGGCAGAUGUAAUUGAACGCCUUCGACUUCAAUAUAAGAAAGAUCUUCUGAAGAUUGUGGACAUUGUGCUUUCUCAUCAGGGUGUCAGGAGUAAAAAUAAGCUGAUAUUACGUCUCAUGGAACAAUUGGUUUACCCUAACCCUGCUGCAUAUAGAGAUAAACUAAUUCGCUUCUCUGCACUUAACCAUACAAGCUAUUCUGAGUUGGCACUAAAGGCAAGUCAACUACUGGAACAAACCAAACUGAGUGAACUUCGUUCCAGCAUUGCAAGAAGCCUUUCUGAAUUAGAGAUGUUUACUGAAGAGGGUGAGAAUAUGGAUACACCAAGGAGGAAAAGUGCCAUCAAUGAACGAAUGGAGGCUCUUGUGAGUGCUCCUCUAGCAGUUGAAGAUGCCCUUGUAGGUUUGUUUGAUCACAGUGAUCACACCCUUCAAAGGCGUGUUGUGGAGACUUACGUCCGCCGACUAUACCAGCCCUACCUCGUAAAAGGGAGUGUUAGGAUGCAAUGGCACCGAUCUGGUUUGAUUGCUUCCUGGGAAUUCUUGGAAGAGCAUCUUGAGAGAAAGAAUGCAUCAGAAGAUCAAAUUUCUGACAAAUCAUUAAUCGAGAAACAUAAUGAGAAGAAAUGGGGGGCCAUGGUUAUAAUCAAGUCUCUUCAGUUUUUGCCUACUGUAAUUAGUGCUGCAUUGAGGGAAACAACUCAUCACUUUGAAGAAUCAAUUCCAAGUGGAUCUAUAGAACAAGAUAGCCAUGGUAACAUGAUGCAUAUUGCAUUGGUGGGCAUCAACAACCAGAUGAGUUUGCUUCAGGAUAGUGGUGAUGAGGAUCAGGCUCAAGAGAGAAUAAACAAGUUAGCCAGGAUACUUAAGGAGCAAGAAGUAAGCUCCAGUCUCCGUGCUGCAGGUGUUGGAGUAAUUAGCUGUAUCAUACAGAGGGAUGAAGGGCGAGCUCCCAUGAGGCACUCCUUUCAUUGGUCAGUGGAGAAGCUUUAUUAUGAGGAAGAGCCUCUUCUGCGUCACCUGGAACCACCUCUAUCCAUUUACCUUGAAUUGGACAAGCUGAAAGGCUAUGAGAAUAUAAAGUAUACUCCAUCAAGGGACCGUCAGUGGCACCUAUACACUGUUGUAGACAAGCAAUUACCAAUCCAGAGGAUGUUUCUCAGAACACUUGUAAGGCAACCCACAAGCGAAGGAUUAACUUUGUACCAGGGGCUGGAUGUGGGAACAACCCAAACCCAAUCGACUAUGUCUUUUACUUCUAAGAGCAUUUUAAGAUCCUUAAUGACUGCAAUGGAGGAAUUGGAACUUCAUGGACACAAUGCUACUGUCAAAUCUGACCAUUCCCACAUGUACCUUUACAUUUUACAGGAGCAACAAAUAGAUGAUCUUGUGCCAUACCCUAAGAGAGUUGUCAUAGGUGCUGGGCAGGAAGAAGCUGGAGUUGAAAGGAUCCUGGAAGAGCUGGCACAUGAAAUUCAUGCAUCUGUUGGUGUAAGAAUGCAUCGGUUAGGUGUCUGUGAGUGGGAAGUGAAGCUUUGUAUAGCAUCUGCUGGACAGGCCUAUGGUUCUUGGAGAGUGGUUGUUGCAAAUGUGACUGGUCACACCUGCACUGUGCAUAUAUACCGAGAAUUGGAAGAUGCCAGCAAACACAGAGUGGUCUACCAUUCAAAAUCUGCCCAAGGUCAUUUGCAAGGUGUACCAGUAAAUGCACACUAUCAGCACUUGGGAGUACUUGAUCGGAAGCGUCUGUUGGCCAGGAGAAGCAACACUACGUACUGCUACGAUUUCCCACUGGCAUUUGAGACAGCCUUGCAACAGUUAUGGGCAUCCCAGUCCCAGGGCAUUAACAGACCCAAUGAUAAAGUUCUUUUCAAAGUCACAGAGCUUGCAUUUGCUGACAAAAGAGGUAGCUGGGGUACUCAUCUGGUUCCGGUGGAGCGCACACCUGGAGAAAAUGAUGUUGGAAUGGUAGCCUGGCGUAUGGAAAUGUCUACUCCCGAGUUCCCAAAUGGAAGGACAAUUUUGAUAGUAGCAAAUGACGUAACCUUCAAAGCUGGGUCUUUUGGCCCAAGAGAGGAUGCAUUCUUCCUUGCAGUGACUGAUCUUGCUUGCUCUGAGAAACUGCCCCUAAUUUAUUUGGCAGCAAACUCUGGAGCUCGUAUUGGUGUAGCUGAGGAAGUGAAAGCCUGCUUUAAGAUUGGUUGGUCUGAUGAAUCAAGUCCUGAGCGUGGUUUCCAGUAUGUAUAUUUGACUCCUGAGGACUAUGCACGCAUUGGGUCAUCUGUGAUAGCUCACGAGUUAAGUAUGGAAAGUGGAGAAACCAGAUGGGUUAUAGAUACCAUAGUCGGGAAGGAGGAUGGUUUGGGGGUUGAGAACUUAACGGGUAGUGGAGCCAUUGCUGGUGCAUAUUCAAGAGCAUAUAAGGAAACCUUUACUUUAACUUAUGUGACAGGCAGGACUGUUGGAAUAGGCGCUUAUCUUGCUCGGCUCGGGAUGCGGUGCAUACAGAGGCUCGAUCAGCCUAUAAUUUUGACUGGUUUCUCUGCAUUAAACAAACUUCUUGGUCGGGAGGUGUAUAGUUCCCACAUGCAACUUGGUGGACCUAAGAUUAUGGCAACCAAUGGAGUAGUUCACCUGACAGUUUCAGAUGAUCUAGAAGGGGUAUCAGCUAUUUUAAAGUGGCUGAGCUAUGUUCCUUCCCAUGUAGGUGGCGCACUUCCUAUUUUGAAACCUUCGGAUCCUCCAGAAAGACCUGUUGAGUAUUUCCCUGAAAACAGUUGUGAUCCUCGUGCAGCCAUCUGUGGUGCUCCAAAUAGCAGUGGGAAGUGGCUGGGUGGUUUAUUUGAUAAGGAUAGCUUUGUUGAGACGCUAGAAGGUUGGGCAAGGACAGUUGUUACAGGAAGAGCAAAGCUUGGAGGAAUCCCUGUUGGAAUAGUAGCUGUUGAGACCCAGACUGUGAUGCAAGUUAUCCCUGCAGACCCAGGUCAGCUCGAUUCACAUGAAAGGGUUGUCCCUCAAGCUGGGCAAGUAUGGUUUCCUGAUUCGGCCACUAAGACAUCUCAAGCAUUGUUAGAUUUCAACAGGGAAGAGCUCCCACUUUUCAUUCUUGCCAACUGGAGAGGGUUCUCAGGUGGGCAGAGGGACCUUUUUGAAGGCAUCCUUCAGGCAGGAUCAACCAUAGUUGAAAAUCUUAGAACAUACAAGCAGCCUGUUUUUGUCUACAUCCCAAUGAUGGGUGAGCUGCGUGGUGGGGCAUGGGUUGUUGUGGACAGUCGGAUCAAUUCAGACCAUAUUGAAAUGUAUGCUGAACGGACAGCCAAAGGAAAUGUCCUGGAGCCGGAAGGGAUGAUUGAGAUCAAGUUCAGGACAAAGGAGCUGCUGGAGUGCAUGGGUAGGCUUGAUCAACAGCUGAUCAAUCUGAAGGCAAAACUUCAGGAAGCCAAGAGCAGUAGAGUGCAUGGAACUGUUGAGUCUCUACAGCAGCAAAUAAAAGCCCGUGAGAAGCAGCUUUUGCCAGUCUAUACUCAGAUAGCCACCAGAUUUGCAGAAUUGCAUGAUACUUCUCUGAGGAUGGCUGCCAAAGGAGUGAUCAAAGAAGUUGUGGACUGGGGUAACUCACGGUCUUUCUUUUAUAGAAGACUGCAUCGUAGAGUCAUCGAGGGAUCAUUGAUCAAGGUCGUGAGAGAUGCUGCUGGUGACCAAAUGUCGCAUAAAUGUGCAAUGGACUUGAUCAAAAAAUGGUUUUUGGAUUCUGAGAUUGCAAGCGGCAGUAAAGAUGCUUGGGCUGAUGAUCAAGCUUUCUUUACAUGGAAGAAUGAUCCUGCAAACUAUGAGGAAAAGCUACAGGAGCUGCGGGCCCAGAAGGUAUUGCUUCACUUAUCGAAAAUUGGUGAUUCGGCAUCAGAUUUGCAAUCUCUGCCUCAGGGUCUUGCAGCCCUCCUACAGAAGGUGGAGCCCUCAAGCCGAGCGCAAUUGAUUGGGGAACUCCGGAAGGUGCUCAAUUGAUUAAAUGAUUUGCAGAGCAAAGGCAAGUAUGAUCCAUAACUCCCUAUGUUGUUUCUUGGAUCAUACGAUAAAAGAUUAACAGCCUCAGCCAGAAGUGAGAAGGCAAUGGCUACUUGCGUUGAGGCUUCUACCCUAUUCAGUAAGUGAUUUUUACUGGUGAAAUAAAAAUUCAUUGGUUAAAUGAAGAAGUGGGAGGAGCUAUUCUGAUCAAAUUAUGUUGUUACGACAAGUGUACAUUUUGUUAAGUCUGUGAGUUAGUCCUUAAAUUGUUUUAGAGGAGAUCAAAUGACCUUAGAGGCCUGUUUCAUGAGUUUCCUGGAUGGUUGAUCAAUAAUUCUCUUGUUGCAUUAUUCUUGUGACAUUAUGUAAGACCUGCUAAUUCUUCUUAUUUAUGAAUACGAAUACAUGAGGUUUUAUGCCA